AUGCGAGCCCACGCAGGGAACACGGAACAACGACCAGCCUCCCCACUCCUCUCGAAUGCCGCUGUCUCAGUCCCCUCGAACCCCGCGGACUCUGCACAACGCUCCGCCGUCCUCAUCCGCGUGACCCAGCCACACGCGGGAAAUGCGCAGCAAUAG
This is a messenger RNA of Sparassis crispa, 156 nucleotides long. RefSeq lists its product as hypothetical. The record is from RefSeq and is a predicted model, not a curated record. Bases 1 to 156 code for a protein of 51 amino acids. The transcript has a single exon. NCBI's taxonomy places the organism in Eukaryota, Fungi, Basidiomycota, Agaricomycetes, Polyporales, Sparassidaceae.